Rana temporaria (common frog) is the source of this 1211-nucleotide messenger RNA. It is a transcript of the gene TCF15, whose product is annotated as transcription factor 15. Gene Ontology annotation, biological process: regulation of transcription by RNA polymerase II; developmental process. Gene Ontology annotation, molecular function: RNA polymerase II transcription regulatory region sequence-specific DNA binding; protein dimerization activity; DNA-binding transcription factor activity, RNA polymerase II-specific. The record is from RefSeq and is a predicted model, not a curated record. The coding region runs from base 279 to 827 and encodes 182 amino acids. The transcript is spliced from 2 exons. Lineage: Eukaryota; Metazoa; Chordata; Amphibia; Anura; Ranidae.
CUUAGUGCAACUCCUCCUUUCUUACUGCUGGGAAGGAAACUACAUGAACAGCUGUGAAGACAUCAGGAGAAUUAAAUUCACAGUCACGGGCAUUGCGAGCCAUCAGGCCUUCUUAUGAGCGAUAAUAGGGAGGAAGAGCAAUUACCGGGGAAGGGAAUUAAGGACACAAUCUGGAGCAGGAGCAGCGGGGGCGACUGCUGAAGAUUUUUUUUCGAGUAUCGUCUUUUUUUUACGGAGCUUCAGGUAAACGAGAGACAGAAUCUGCGGUAAGACAAAGCAUGGCUUUCACCAUGCUCCGAUCAUUGCCCACGCACGUCGUGUACCCGGACUUUUCUAUGAUGUCUGAGGACGAGGAGAAUAGGAGCGAGAGCGACAAUUCCGACCAGUCGUUUGAAUGCUACGACUCAGAAAAGAGGAUGAAGGUGUCUCGGAAAACCGGGCAGGUGGUGGUGGUGAAGCAGAGGCAAGCGGCCAAUGCCAGGGAAAGGGAUCGGACACAAAGUGUUAACAGCGCCUUCACUGCCCUUCGCACGCUGAUACCCACAGAGCCGGUGGACAGGAAGCUCUCCAAGAUAGAGACUCUACGCUUGGCAUCUAGCUACAUCUCCCACCUGGCUAACGUGCUGCUGACAGGGGAGGGCUGCGAAGAUGGGCAGCCGUGUUUCAGUACGGUAUACAGACCCCGGGACGAGUCGGAGGGAAGACUGCCACGCAGCAUUUGCACGUUCUGUCUUAGCAACCAAAGGAAAGGGGCCUCUAGGAGGGAUCACGCCGGGGGCUGCCUUAAGGUUCGAGGACUGAACACAAUACGGAUUCCACAAAGAUGAUCGUUGCUUUUCCCCAGGACUAAAAGGAGGAAAAGAAGCAAUACAAGGCCCGAUAAUUUAAUUUUCUACUAAAGACAGAAAAAUAAAAAUUAGAAGGACCAACAAGGUGGCCGAGAGCCGCGGCUAAACCAGAGCAGAGCUGGUCACGUUAUCUCUGAAUGUUGCUAUAUGUGGGAGAACCUGAGCGAGUUGGGGUACAGCUGUCUUGAAACUGGGGGAGGGGAAAACACAUCACGAUAAAGGUCUGGAACUUUUAUAUCACAUUUGGGACAAAAGAUUUCUGGGUCACCAACCCCUGGAAGACUAUGUGAAAUAGAAAAUAUUUGUACAUAAGUUCACCAAAUUUAUAGAUUUUUUUAAUUAAAAUAACAUUAUUAAAAUGUG